AGCCUAUCAGCAUUUCACAGGUUAUGAGCAAAAAUUAAUUUUUUUAACUUCAGUACAAGCAACUGAAAUGAAUCAACUCACCUCAACAGGUACGGGUAUGCACUCGUACCGACUAUCAAUACCUUCUACUACUAUCAGGUACCAGUAAUCAAACAGCAGCAGUCAAGAAAAGAAGUAAGAAUAGUCCGAGCAGCUCUAGAGAUGAGUGAAACAGUACUCUUUCAAGAAUAGCGAUGUAAGGCAAGGGUGCAUGGAUGACAAGACCCAUUUAUUUCCAAGAAGUUCUACUUUUUCUUACUGUGCCGGAAGAUCUAGGAACACACCGAUUUGGUUUGGUUUGGUUGCUUUUGCCGGCGCGCCGCGGGUUCCAGCCCGCAAUCGCCCUUCCCCUCCCGGGCUUACCAAUCGACCCGCUUCCGGUUCUGCUUGGUUUCGCUCCGCCUCUUUUUGAACUCCUUGUUGCGGGCCUUGGCGGCCUUGGAGAUCCCGGUGCGCUGCUUCCGAACCUUUGGCCUCGGCCAGGCCUGCAGGACCAGGGCCCGGAGCUUGUUCAGUACCUCGGUCUUGUUCCGUCCCUGGGUCCGGUGCUCCUGGCUGGUUAGCGUGAGGAUCCCCUCCCGGGAGAUCCGGUUGGACUGCUGGUCUUUCAGGCGGGUCUGGACCUCGGCGGGCAUCCAGGCGUGCCGCUCCCGAACGAGGUCGAUGCGGAGCUCGGCCUUGGUGCUCAGCUUGUUGACGUUCUGCCCGCCGGAACCCGAGGACCGCACGAAGGAGAACUCGAUCCUGGCGUCGUCGGGAAUCCGAACGUGCUUCGGAACCGUCCAUGGUUUCUGGUUUCUCCCGGUGGCGUUCUUGCUCCUGGUGUUCGCGCCCUUGCUCUUGAUUUUAUUGUUCUUGCUUGGAUCGUACGGGACGUAUUCCCACGUCGGCACGAUCUCAUCGCCGGAAUCGUUCGCAGAAGCAAGCAGCGGGGUGAUGCAGCUGGACCAGAAGGGCCCGUUCCCCAGUGUUCUUUGCUGCCGGCGGUCACUAUGGUGUAGAUUCCACGGGAGUGCCCUCGCCCGUCCGGAAUGCCGCUGGGGGUGGUGUGUGUUGGCAAAAAAAGCGGCCGGCAAGGCGGAGGACACCGAUCGGGUCGCAAGGGAGUCCAGCCGAACCACCGACGACCGAGCUCCCCGGCCCGUUGCUACCGGUAGCAUUGCGGCCACGGGCCUGCCCCCGAAGAGCAGCAGCGAGGACCCGGCAAGCAGGAAGGGGCGGAGCUUCGUGCGGCUUCCGCUGCUUCCCAUUAUGUGUGUAUGCGCGAGGGUGGUCGAUUCGAUUGCUGCUGUUUGGUUGUUCGAAUCGAUGCUGCUGGUAUGGUUGUUCGGUUCGAUGGAACGUAGGUGCACGCCCCCAACAAAGGCCACUGCCGGAUCGAUAGCGUUUCGUCGCGUUGCUGCCUAAAGUAACACCAGCAGCCCGUGCCUACGGUUCCACGGAAGAAAACAAUGGAACAAGC
Messenger RNA from Pseudo-nitzschia multistriata, 1501 nucleotides. The record is from the annotation of a GenBank genome assembly. Lineage: Eukaryota; Bacillariophyta; Bacillariophyceae; Bacillariales; Bacillariaceae.